GUAGCCCAAUCCAUAAGAAAUAGUGCGCUAUAAAACAAUAACAAUGAGGUCGCUGGUCGCCCUAGCCGUGCUAGCAUGUGUCGUGGUAGCUUGUUCAGGACGGGAGGAGCAGCAGGGAGACCUGGUCGCAGCGGCCAGUCAUCACGGUCAUCAUCACGAAGAAGGAGGCGGCAAGGAGCACCACUCACAUCAUCACCACGAACAUGGAGAAAAAGGGCACAAAGGACACAAAGGACAUCAUCAUCAUCAUAAGGGAGAACAUGGUCAUCACGGCAAACAUCACCAUGCGGGUCAUCACCACGAACACGGAGGACAUCACAAGAAGCACUGGGAUGAGCACGACCACCACGGGAAACAUCACGAGCACGGACACCACCACAAGGGUGGCAAGCAUCAUCACAAGAAGCAUCACGAUAAGGGUGAAGAAGUUGAGGGCUACCACAAGAAAUACCACAAAGACGAGUACCACAAAGACCAUCACUUCUACGAUGACCACCACAAGGAAGGCAAGCAUCACAAGCACGGACACCACCACGGACAUCACGAGAAACACGGUGGACAUCACAAGAAAGGCGGACACCAUCACUCCGGUCAUCAUGAAGAGCACCAUGGCAAGAAAGGACAUCAUGACAAACACCAUUACGAUGAAGACCAUAAAGGACAUAAAGGCCACCACGGCCAUGAGGAACAUCACCACCAUCAUCACGACCACGGGAAGAAAGGUGGUCACGAAGACCAUAAACAUUGGGGAUUCCACCACGGCAAGCACUGA
Spodoptera exigua (beet armyworm) is the source of this 772-nucleotide messenger RNA. The record is from the annotation of a GenBank genome assembly. NCBI's taxonomy places the organism in Eukaryota, Metazoa, Arthropoda, Insecta, Lepidoptera, Noctuidae.